This is a messenger RNA of Polypterus senegalus (gray bichir), 2601 nucleotides long. RefSeq names its product extracellular calcium-sensing receptor-like. Gene Ontology annotation, cellular component: membrane. The transcript is spliced from 6 exons. Gene Ontology annotation, molecular function: G protein-coupled receptor activity. Lineage: Eukaryota; Metazoa; Chordata; Cladistia; Polypteriformes; Polypteridae. The record is from RefSeq and is a predicted model, not a curated record. Gene Ontology annotation, biological process: G protein-coupled receptor signaling pathway. The coding region runs from base 1 to 2601 and encodes 866 amino acids.
AUGAAAUGUAUCUUGCACAUUUCUGUGCUAUUAUGUUUAACUUUUAUCCUAUCUAACACACAAGAAGCACCGUGUAAGUUACAGGGAAAAUUUGAACUGAGUGGAUUAUACAAAAGUGGAGAUAUUAUGCUUGGAGGGAUAUUUGUAGUUAAUUUUAAAACAAUACCUCCAGAGAUAGACUUCAGAUCUAAACCUGUACAAUGGAAAUGUGAGAGUUUUGAGUUCUCUGUAUUUCAAAAGGCACAAAUUAUGGCCUUUGCCAUUGAGGAAGUAAACAAAAGGACAGAUCUUCUUCCUAACAUAACACUUGGGUACCAACUAUAUGAUAACUGUGUAAGCUUACCAGUGUCACUGAGAGUAGCAACUACUUUGAUCAGUACAAUGGAAGAUGUGGUGCCUGACUUGAGCUGUAAUGGACCACCUCCAGUUGUCGCCAUCAUUGGGGAUCCACUUUCAGCACAUUCCAUUGCUAUUUCAAGAAUACUGAGCCUUUUCCAGAUGCCUAUGGUCAGUUAUUAUGCCACCUGCUCCUGCUUAAGCAAUAAGCAAGAAUUUCCAACAUUUUUUAGAACUGUUCCCAGUGAUGCUUUUCAGGUAAAAGCUGUGAUUCAGAUAAUCAAACGCUACGGAUGGACUUGGGUUGGUGCUAUUGCAACUGAUGAUGAUUAUGGGCAAUAUGCAAUAAAAAUCUUUCUUGAAGAAUUCCAGAAGUAUGGAUGUGUUUCUUUCAUAGAAACAGUUCCAUCUGUCACGGAAAACAAUAUUAUUAGACGCAUAGUAAAAUCUAUCAAGCAGUCAACUGCAACUGUUAUUGUUGUGUUUUCAUCAGAAGAAGAACUGAAUCCAUUAAUUAAAGAAAUAGUUCGACAGAAUAUUACAGGCAAACAAUGGAUUGCAAGUGAGGCAUGGAGCACUUCUUCUGUAAUAGCCAUUAAAGAAAAUUUUGUCUCAUUCGGUGGAGUCAUAGGCAUUGCUAUUCGCAGGGGUGAAAUUCCUGGACUUCAGGAUUUUCUACUGCAAAUCCGCCCAGAUUAUGACCUCAGAAACAAUCUGAUAAUUCAUUUUUGGGAAAAAACUUUUAGUUGUAAAUUUUUAGAAAAUGAAAAUACAACAAAUGCAUCCAGAAAUGACAGUUCUAAGGUCUGUACAGGAUUGGAAGAUAUAACCAGCACUUACACAGCUUACAAUGAUGUCUCAGAAUUAAGAUCUGCAUACAAUGUGCAUAAAGCAGUAUAUGCAUUAGCGCAUGCUCUUCAUAAUCUGAUGAACUGUAAUGAUGGAUAUGGGCCAUUUGAAAAUAAUACAUGUGCAAAUAUUAGAAAUGUACAGUCCUGGCAGCUUUUGCACUAUCUAAAGAAUGUAAACUUCACAAAUCAUUUAGGAGAAAGAGUGGCUUUUGAUGAAAAUGGAGACCCACUUGCAAUUUAUGAUAUAGUGAACUGGCAGCAAGAUUCAAAAGGAGCUGUUAAAAUUAAAUCCAUUGGCCUUUAUGAUGCUUCAUCCACUACUGGUGAUGAACUCCUAAUCAAUGAAGAGGAUAUCUUUUGGAAUUUUGAAUAUGGAUUGGUUGCUAAGUCUAUCUGCAGUGAAAGCUGCCAACCAGGAACUCGGAAAUCAGCUAGAAAAGGCGAGCCCUUUUGCUGUUUUGACUGUAUACCGUGUGCAGAUGGAGAAGUAAGCAUCGCAUUAGAUUCCACAGAAUGCUUCAAAUGCCCAGAUGAUUUUUGGUCUAAUGACAGAAAAACUGAGUGUGUUUUAAAAGAAAUUGAGUUUCUUUCAUAUGACGAUGCAAUGGGGGUCACCUUAACCACAAUCUCUGCAUUUGGAGCUUGCUUAUCAUUGAGCGUGUUAAUUAUAUUCAUCCACUACAGACAUACCCCAGUUGUAAAAGCCAACAAUUCUGAACUCAGUUUCCUUUUGUUGGUGUCACUAAUAUUGUGCUUUCUUUGUGCUUUGUGCUUCAUCGGAAAACCUUCAAACAUUACCUGUAUCCUCAGACAUGUUGCAUUUGGAAUCAGCUUUGUUUUAUGUAUUUCUUGUAUUCUUGUAAAAACUAUUGUAGUCAUAAUGGCAUUUAAUGCUACUCUGCCUGGUAAUAAUACCAUGAAAUGGUUUGGUGUUACCCAACAGAGGGGUACUGUUUUGAUUUUUACCUUAAUUCAGUCUGUUGUAUGUACUAUAUGGAUGGCCAUGACCCCAUCAAUUCCAACAAAAAACACUAGGUAUCAAACGGCCAAAAUUAUCUUUGAAUGUGACGUUGGGUCUGUGACAGGAUUUAGCUGCUUGCUGGGAUACAUUGGACUCUUGGCAGGUGCCUGUUUCGUCUUAGCAUUUCUUGCAAGGAAUCUGCCAGAUAAUUUUAAUGAAGCCAAAUUCAUCACUUUCAGCAUGCUCAUCUUUUGUGCAGUGUGGAUCACUUUUAUACCUGCUUAUAUUAGCUCUCCGGGAAAACAUACAGUAGCUGUAGAAGUUUUUGCUAUCUUAGCUUCAAGCUAUGGUCUUCUUUUUGCAAUAUUUUCCCCAAAAUGUUAUAUUAUAUUAUUUAAACCUGAAUUAAAUACUAAAAAAGCUCUCAUGGGCAGAGCUGUUACAACAAAAUAG